Messenger RNA from Epinephelus lanceolatus (giant grouper), 1253 nucleotides. Its product is annotated as putative N-acetyltransferase camello. The record is from RefSeq and is a predicted model, not a curated record. NCBI's taxonomy places the organism in Eukaryota, Metazoa, Chordata, Actinopteri, Perciformes, Serranidae. Gene Ontology annotation, molecular function: N-acetyltransferase activity.
UGAGAGUCUAAUGUCAUCCCAGGAAAACAUCACUGGCCAGUUCUUGUGUAUCUUAGUUAAUAAAUGAUUGCACCCAACUGCAUCUAAUAUCAAAGACCGCAGAGGCUGAGAUCUCUUGAAAACAGUAUAUGGAAACAUUUACAACCUUAACAUGUUUCUGCACGGAGAGUGGUGUGAUCUUCACUUGCCACUUUCAUUUGAGCUGCAGGUUGGAUCAUUCUGCUCCUCGCCAAGGACCAGCUUCGCAAGUUGUCUGAGUAACGUUCCUCUGGUCAUGCACGUGUUGAUCCGCCCGUACCGUCCCUCAGACAGGGACACGGUGCUCACCCUGUUCAGCAACGUUGUCCAUGAGCUCAUUCGUCCAUGUUUUUACAACGCCAUUACCAGCCCUCUCUACAUCGCCAUCACCCUGGCUCUCUGUGUCCCUGGCUACCUGCUUGGCUCUGUGUUAGGGGCUGUGGUGUUACCAGGAGCAUGGGUGGGCCUCGUAUACUACUGCUGCCAUGAGCUAUAUGCCGGCUACGUCAAGACGAAACUCCAGACGGACAUGCAGGACAUCCCAGGGAACUAUAUGAGCAGACCAGAUGACUGUUUCUGGGUGGCGGAGGCUGAGGUUGAUGGGAGGGCCCAGAUCAUGGGUACGGUGGCUGUAGUGGCCAAACAAAGUGGGAAAGAAAAAUAUGGGGAACUCUUCAGAAUGAUCAUCUCACCAUCAUACAGACGGUUGGGCCUGGGCUCAAAGAUGACUCAGACUGUGGUGGACUUCUGUAAGGAACGAGGCUUCUCAAAAGUGGUGCUGUGGACCAGCUCCACUCAGGCUGCUGCUGUGGCCCUGUACGAGAAACUUGGGUUCAGCCACGUCCCCUCACAGAUGGGGACAGAGCUCUCUGUUUGGAUGUCAGUGCUGGCCAGGGUGACGGUUGUAGCGAUGGAAAAACACCUGUAGUCCUGAAAUAAUCCUGAUCAGCUGAUAAGCUAUCUCUACAUUUAACACCUGACUGAAACUAUGAUCUGUAAGUUCUGUUUCACAAACAUAUCAGACCAACUUAUCUAAAUGUUUUAAACACAACACGCUGUUGCUCUUAUGAGUUUACUGGACCAAAAUACGCCUGUUACGACUGUUAAUUGUAGUCUUCAUUUUUUAACAAAUGAAUACUGGCUUCAGCUACCGUGAUUUUAUUUCACAUAUGACUGAUCUCAUUGAACUGUUAUUACACAAAAUGUAAGAAAUAAAACCAUUCCUGAAGGUUUUA